AUGGUAUUAGCUCUUUCUAUGAAGAACAAGAUGGCUUUCAUUGAUGGUAGCUUGCCAAAACCAGGUGAAUCAGAUCCUUUGUUUAAUGCAUGGAGUAGGUGCAACAACAUGAUUAUUUCAUAUAUUUUGAUAUCUCUGGAUAAUACUUUGGCGAAGAGUGUGAUCUUCUUUUCUACUACAUCUGAGAUCUGGAAGGAUCUUGAGGAUAGAUAUUCUGUUGUUUCUGGGCCACAGAUUUAUUCACUGCAGCAAACUUUGAGUCAGUUAGAACAAGGUUCAGAUUCAAUUGCUGUAUUUUUUACCAAGAUUAAGGGAAUUUGGGAUCAAGUUAGUGCAACAAAUCCUAUUCCUACUUGUAAUUGCACUAGAUGCAUCUGCAACUUAACUCAGAAAUUUCUGAAGUUUCAACAAGAUGAGAGGUUGAUCUAG
Molecule: messenger RNA, 429 nt
Organism: Chenopodium quinoa (quinoa)
Lineage: Eukaryota; Viridiplantae; Streptophyta; Magnoliopsida; Caryophyllales; Amaranthaceae
Exons: 1
Coding region: 1-429 (142 amino acids)
Source: RefSeq, a predicted model, not a curated record